Molecule: messenger RNA, 1056 nt
Organism: Penicillium macrosclerotiorum
Lineage: Eukaryota; Fungi; Ascomycota; Eurotiomycetes; Eurotiales; Aspergillaceae
Exons: 2
Coding region: 1-1056 (351 amino acids)
Source: RefSeq, a predicted model, not a curated record
AUGGAUUUUUCUACCGAGACGAGCGGGGGAGGACUUGGAAAUCUUGCCGAUGAGCUGGCAGACGCAUGGGAUCAGGAGGAGGAAGGAUAUGGCUAUGCUUCAGGUCAAGAUGGAGCCCCGGGGUCUCAGACGAUGGGCCACAGCGACGGAGAAGAUGCUUAUAUGCAGUCCGUUCAUAAUAUGCGCGCCCGGUCACCAUCGGGGGAACUCUCGCCAGACCGCCGAAAUAGGCUUCGGGCCAGCCAGCUCCGACAGCAUCGGCGACAAGAAUCCCAUUACGAUGGGUCGGAUUACGGGAAUGACUCGGAUUUUGACGAGGUCGCCGAAAUCUCCCCCGCAUUGGAACAUCAGAUGGCUGAUAUCGAGAGCCUCGCCCGACGGGGUAUCGAAAAUAACGGCAGUGAGAAUGACCAUGUCAUUCAGCGGACUGUCGAGGCACUUCGAGAUAUGGGGGCGCAAAGCGGGAUUGAGAAUAGUGCUAUGCGACUGAUUACUGCUCAUUCCUCUAUCACAUCCCACCUCACACACCAAACGCGGACUCUCCAAUCCCUCAUUCAUCCGCUCCUCUUCUCACCAUUUCCUCUCCUCUCCGAAGACGCCAUUGACUCUCUCAUGCCCCUCAUUGACGAAGGUCUUCUACCAAAUCUUCCAUAUCCAUUCCCCGAACAGCAACGCCAUGGUUCCCGACCAGAGACACCUUCACAACCAAGCUCAUCCAGCAACCCCCUUGCCUCAUUCCAAGCACUCAUCACUCAGACCGCCGAUAUCACCACUUCACUCCGCAGUCUCGGCGAUACUCUUUACGAGUCCCGCCAAUUGACUUCCACGGCAUCACGACGUCUUCGAUCUGCCCGGGAACUCGUUGCAGAGCUGCGGCGCGAGGAAGAAAGUCUCGAAGAGGGCUCGCGAUGGAUUGAGCGCGGCGAGUGGGAUCGACGGCUGAAAGACCGUGAAGCUGGUAAGGUAUGCGGGGACGUCGUCAGCGGCUUUGAAGCCGUCUGUGGGGAGUGGCGUGAGAAGCUUUUUGGAGCGAACGCCGAAGUGGCUGCUGCGUAG